This is a messenger RNA of Penicillium canariense, 1770 nucleotides long. RefSeq names its product FHA domain protein. Gene Ontology annotation, cellular component: cytoplasm. Gene Ontology annotation, molecular function: protein binding. The record is from RefSeq and is a predicted model, not a curated record. The transcript has 2 exons. Lineage: Eukaryota; Fungi; Ascomycota; Eurotiomycetes; Eurotiales; Aspergillaceae. The coding region runs from base 1 to 1770 and encodes 589 amino acids.
AUGCCUGAGCCCGAAGCUUUGAUUACCCUCAAGCCCCUCAGCCCCGACUCUUCGUUCACCCGAAGCUUCACUCUUUCCAGCCGCAAUCCAGUCUUCGAAAUCGGCCGAUCUUCCAAGCGUGGUGCUAAGAACCGCACGCCCGGCAAAGAUAAUGGAUGGUUCGACUCUAGGGUGAUGUCUCGUGAUCAUGCCGAGCUAGCAUUCUCCAGGAUCCAAGAGGUAUUAUUGCCAAACCACUCUCUCGCUCCCCCGAUAGACCAUGCUGAGCAUCGAAUUUCCCAGAAAAUGAUCUAUAUCUGCGAUUCUGGAUCGACUCAUGGUACCUAUUUGAAUGACGCUAAGCUUAUCACCGGCGAUGAUACCCCGUUGAGCAGCGGAGAUAUCAUACAAUUCGGCAUAGAUGUUGACCGCGGUCGUGGUGCGUCAUCAUAUCCCUAUGGAUAUCGCGUUACUAGAUGUCAUGAUAAGCUAAUAUUACCCAUAGAAGAGUUCCCGGCUCUGAGAGUUUGUUGCGAAGUCACCUGGUCUGAAUCCAAUUCUCUCGAGAGCUACCCUUGCGAACCAUCGGACCUGUUAGACUGCCAUGUUGUCGAACCGGUAGCAAGCACCUUUGGAUCGAAGUCAGCAUCUGAGCUUCGUCAUAGCUGUUCUACCAACACAUUCUGUGUUCCGGACGAUGACGAUAGUGAUGUUGAGGAGAUUCCGGCCAACCAGACCCCCAACCUCAAGAUCAUUGGACGAGACGGAGCCGUUCUUUAUGAUGAAAGCAACUACGAGAAUCACCAAGAGUCGCAGCAGCAAGAUUUGCCUCUGCCUUCCGAUCCCCAUAAUUCUGACUGGGAGGUGUUCCCUAUCGAGGGUUCACACGAGGAAUACUCAGACUCGAGCAAUGGAGAGGACUCAGAACUUGACUCUGACCCUUCCUCGUUCAAUCAGGUCGGCGAUAGUGCUGAGAGAGUGGCACGAACUCUCGAUGUAGUUCAGCCCAUUUCAGCCCUUGAGAGCAAGCUUUCAGGGUCGGAAUCUGACUCUGAGCUUGAAUCCGAUGCCGAUUAUGAUGAUGAGUAUUCCGUCGGCGAAGAGGAGGAAUGUAUUGACCCGAGCAUCUUAAUUCAGCAGGACAACACUGCAAAUAUACCUUUCAACGAAGCUAUCCAUACCUUGUCAAAUGGUGGUCUUGCGCCCAGGCCAUAUUUCAAGGUUGAAAUGCCGAAGCAAAUUCCAGAGCCCACGCCGAAUCAACACAUCGUUUUUCAAAGUCGCUUCCCGGAGGUUCCCAUUACUCCUCUAUUGAACCACAAAUGCGAAGAAGACGAUGGGAAUAGGCGUCUUGGUCGUUUGAGCAUUCAUGAUGUGUUGAAUAACUACCACGAUGGACCCUUUGCCUGCCCCAGUGAACCCACUAAGGAUGCUGCUUCGGACGAGGUAUCAGCGGUCGGAGCGUCCGGCUCAGCUUCCUUGAAGCGGAAAGCUUCUGAAAUGGAGUCACAGGAUGCUCAGCAGGAUGCUCAAAUUCUAGAGUCGGCUACGCCACCCUCUAAUGAAAAGCUGGAUCUCGAGACAAUCUCCAGUUCCCAGGUGGCCGAGGCCAUUAGUUCUGCCUUGUCUGAGAGCUCUGAAGGUGAACGCCCAAUGAAGCGAGUCAAGGAUACUCACACUCCGUCCAGCAAGGUCGCAAGCUACACCGCCACUGCCGUGGUCAGUGCCCUGCUCGGUGGUUUGGGCACCAUUGCUCUUCUGGCUGCCCUCCCGGCAGAAUACUUCCAGUAA